Molecule: messenger RNA, 2218 nt
Organism: Cyprinodon tularosa
Lineage: Eukaryota; Metazoa; Chordata; Actinopteri; Cyprinodontiformes; Cyprinodontidae
Gene: st6gal1
Product: ST6 beta-galactosamide alpha-2,6-sialyltranferase 1
Exons: 9
Coding region: 335-1810 (491 amino acids)
Molecular function (GO): sialyltransferase activity
Source: RefSeq, a predicted model, not a curated record
GCCGCUUGUCAUUCUGUCCUGCACCAGCAGGCGGUGCGGCGGUUCAGAAAGCUAGAAGAGAAAGGCUCCGAGGCUCCCGGCCUCGCUCUGUCACAUGCAACCUCUGGACGACAGAGGACCAGGACAGGACGCCUAGAUAGCGGCUCGGUAGACUGAACAGGAACAUGGCGGCGGAGUAACAACAGCAACCCGCGCGCACCCAUGGCGUCCAUAGAUCAAAAGGACCGCACGACAUAACGGAGCAGCAUCACUUAACGGAGAGGUAAUGAGACGAGACCUGAAGGCUGCAGUUUGUUUCUAAGCAACACCAACACAGUAUGCACUGAAACCCACCAUGGGCUACAAGAUUCCUGGAGCAGCGAUGGACAGGGUCAGCCUGCUGUGGCGUCUGAGGCGUCGAGCUCGCCGUGGAGCCGUUUGCAUGACCUUAUUCUGCAUUUCCAUGGCUUUACUUUAUGCACUGUGUGCUGAAAACAGCGUGCCCGUCACAGACGCCAUCUUUGGUGUGAGGGCACGUACCAGGGCCCAGCCUCGUACACACUCUGUCAUCAAGGUGGUGAGAGGCGGAGCGAAAACCCCAAAUGUGGUCCCUCAGAAGCAUUCAAAUGACCCUCACCGCCCAAUCCCUGUGCUGUCAAACCACACCAAUGAAGACUUGGAAUCUCCUCCAAAACGAACAAGCGCAAAAGAAUCCUCUGGCUUUUUCGCCCGCUUGUUGCCACGGCCUUUAACACGAGUGCUGGCGGGCCUAUUCAGCGGACGGCGUAAAGGGGAGCUAAGCGGCAAGUCGGGGGAUGCAGAGUUCUUCGGACCUAAAGGACUAUUAGGAGAAGUGUGGAAUGAGGAAAUGUCCAGCAGCAUGCUUGGAGGCAGGCUGCAGAAGGUGGUGCAAAACUAUCAGGCAAUGAAUAAAUAUGGUGUCAAGGUGUCUGGUUCUGGUGGUACCUCCAAGCGGACAAAGCUUAGUGGCCAUGAGCUGCUCUGUCAGCUAAAAGAGAAGGUACAACUUUCCACUUUGACUCCAGACUUUCAGCCUUUCUCUGCAAUGGCCUGGGCUUCCCUGCUGCUGCCACCACAACAGCUGUCCUCCGACCUCGGCCCAUACAAGAGCUGCGCAGUGGUGUCGUCUGCAGGGUCACUACGCAACUCUGGACUGGGCAAAGAGAUUGACUCUCAUGAUGCUGUGAUACGCUUCAACGCUGCUCCCACCAGUGGCUUCGAGAAAGAUGUUGGCUCCAAAACAACGAUCCGUCUCAUUAACUCACAGGUGAUGGCGAAUGAGGACUUGCGCUUCCUUUCCAGUUCUUUGUACAGCUCAGGUGUUCUGGUGGCCUGGGACCCCUCCCCCUUUUCCUCUGACCUCAGCCAGUGGUACAACCACACAGACUACCCCAUCUUCAGCCAGUACCAGCGAUACAGAAGGCUUCACCCACAGCAGCCUUUCUACAUCCUGCAUCCUCGCUUUGAAUGGCAGCUGUGGCAGAGGAUUCAGGACAACAUGGCUGAACCCAUACAGAAAAACCCGCCCUCCUCUGGCCUGCUUGGCACAGUCCUGAUGAUGUCCCUGUGCGAAGUGGUGCAUGUCUACGAGUUCCUGCCAUCCCGCAGGAAGACGGAGCUCUGUCACUACUACCAGCGUUUCUACGACGCCGCCUGCACGCUCGGUGCUUAUCACCCACUCUUGUACGAGAAAAAUCUGGUCAAACGUAUGAACCAGGGCUCGGAUCAAGAUAUAUACGUCCAUGGACGCGUCACGCUUCCUGGGUUCAGGUCCCUGAACUGUACCACUGGAGUGGUGAGGGAGCGCUGAACGUACACGAUGCAAAGCUGGAACCUGAACCUGCAUGAUGAGUGAGGACAGACGCAUGAAGCCCUUCCAUUUACUGGUUUUCUUUAAAGAAUGUCCUUCAUUGAUCAGAAAUCACUAUUAAAAAAGACUGUAGUGAAAUUUGCACAUGUAAUUGUGCAAGUUAUGUUAUAAAUCUGUAUCAAACAGUACAUUAACACUCUAUACAAUCAAGAUCCCAAAAUUUUAAAAAUACUUGAUAAUACUGAUAUUGGCUCAAGUAGCACGGAUAUUAAAUAACUUUAAAGAGUCAAACAAACAAAAAUCGAUUAACUCUAAAAACAGGUUUUGCUUUUUAAAAUCAUUAGACCGUGUGUCCUUGAGACCAAAAUGACCCACAUUGUCAUAACUAAAUCUGUUACUACUGCAUAA